Molecule: messenger RNA, 1314 nt
Organism: Blepharisma stoltei
Lineage: Eukaryota; Ciliophora; Heterotrichea; Heterotrichida; Blepharismidae
Source: the annotation of a GenBank genome assembly
AUGGACUUUUUAUCAAUUUUAAGAUCAUGUAUCACAGGAAUGGUCCCAGUUACUUUAGUAACAUUUUCAGGGGCUUAUCUCGCUAAAAAAGACAUUUUCAACAAAGAAGCUAACGAACUUAUAUCAAAAAGCUGCGCAAGGUUCUUUUUUGUAGUUCAAAGCUUUGCAACAAUUCCAAAAUCUGUGAAGCUUUCAAGUCUAGUAGAAUUAUGGCCAAUCCCUGUGAUUACUUUUCUAAUAAUCAUAAUUGGGCUGAUUUUAUCAUUUUUGUCCUUAUACUUCUUAAAGCCGCCUACUCACUUCAAGUUUACCACUUUAUCGAUACUUGUAUUUACAAAUGGAGGAAAUAUCCCUUUUUUAAUUAUGAAAGGAAUUUGUGCGUCUUAUGGGCCUUUGGCUGGAGAUGAUAAAUGUGAUGAGUAUCCUGGGUAUAUAGCGUUAGUUAUUUUUGUAUGCAGCAUUUUAAUAUGGUCAAUUUGUAUUGCUUUUAUUAAAGCUGACGAACAAGAAACCAGAAAAAUAGAAGAAUUAGCUAGUUUAACUGAAAAUAAGUCAGCUGAAAGCUCACUAAAAGACCUUAUGAUAAGAGGCAUGUUUUCGCCAGUCCCAAUUUCAUGCAUUUUAAGCUUAAUUCUGGCUCUGAUUCCGGGGUUUGAUUGAUUAUUUGUCCACAAAACAUCGCCGCUUUACUCAAUAUUUGAUUCUUUAUUUGUGGUAGCUUAUGUGGGUGUGGUGGUAAGCCAGAUGAUUAUAGGGAGCAACUUAUAUAUGAUGGAGAAGGCUGAUUAUGGGAUUUCGAAAUUUUAUAUUAUUUCGACUACUUUGAUGAAAAAUGUCAUUUAUCCUUGCUUUUGAUUGCUGCUUACACUUUUGCUAUGAAACUUAGGAUGCUAUGGAAAUAAUAAAGUGAUGGCAUAUAUCAUUUAUAUUGCUCAAGCAACGCCAGUAGCGUCGACUGUGCUUAUGCAAUGCCAGCUUGUAAGUUCGGGAGUAAAAGAUUGCACUGUGAUUUUAUUAUGGCAGUAUAGCACAAGCCCCAUUUUAGAUCCCUGAGGACAAGUGCUUUUAGAUAAAAAAUUUAAAUUUUAAAUUAAGGAAAAAUCUGAAAAGUCAAUUUUAAAAAACUGACAAAUAGGACAUAUAUAAUGGCAUUUUCAAAUUGAUAUUUGACUUUUUGGAAUUUUUUUGGAAUUUCAAAAUAAUUUUUUCUUUGAAGGGCAUUUUCCUUGAAAAUCUAUAGGGGAGCACGCGCCAUACAUUACAGCUCCUAUUACUUUAACAGUGUUCACUUAUCUAUUCUUUAUAAUUAUUUAA